Messenger RNA from Moneuplotes crassus, 617 nucleotides. The record is from the annotation of a GenBank genome assembly. NCBI's taxonomy places the organism in Eukaryota, Ciliophora, Spirotrichea, Euplotida, Euplotidae.
CUGCAAGAUGACUCUUCCAAGGGCUUUUCAAGCUUUCUCUAUUAGUAUGAAUCCCAGCAAAAGCUUUGUUAAUAAUUUAUUACCUAAAAAGUUCCUUCUUUUAUGCUAUGAACCAAAGCUUCAGCCUCAAAACAAAGGUGGUGACUUCAGGAAAUUUCUCUUAACAUAGUAGAAAAAUCUCGUUCUGUAGUGCAGAAAUUAAAUAAACCAUAUAUUUCUGAGGUAUCCAAGAGUUUCAGGUGAAGAAAAAGAAGGGAGCGAGCUCUUCCUACGCUGAUAACUCUCUCCCUGAUAGGUUUAUAUAGCAGGAGAAAUUUAUCAAUAUUGGAAAUAUUUGGAUUUCUUGAGUAAACUAUCCAUCGUUCGCUUACUUAAAUUUCUACUGCUUCUUUCUUAGAUUUCUGCCUUUAAGACAAGGUUGGUGACUUUGGAUGCCUGACCUUGUUAAAACAUCAAAGAGGAAAGAUACAGGAUGUCUUGAUACAUUUUUAUUGCUGUAAAGCAACAUAUUUUGAGCAAAAUGCGACCUUGGUUGAAUUUAACAGGAAAUCAGUAAAUUUACUACCUCAAGCACCUUGCUCUUGAUCCCACUAAGUCUCUUAUAAUCCUUAAGAAUG